CAAAACACAUUGAAAUAAACACGCGGUCUUGUUUUGAUUUAAUUCUGUUCGGGUUUCUCUCUAUCGCUAGUAGUGCAUUCUGCUUUACGAAACACGGAAUUUUAGUUUUUGAAAUAUCGUACCUCGCUCCAAAUUACUAAUUACUAAGAUGGGUAAAUCGAAAGCAAGUCGAAUAAAAGGUCUCACCGGUCCGAAAACAUCUCUCGGUGAUCAAAUCAACGAGGGCCGGGUAGCUAAAAAACCAAAAGCCAGCAAGUUUCGCCUGCGAGCCGAAGAGGAAGAAUAUGUGGAUGCCAAAACUACGAAGAAAAUCCUCAACCAGGCUCGCAAACAACAAGCUGAGCUCAAUCUUCUAGGUGACUCGUUUGGUCCAUCGCUAGCCGAGUCAGCAGCGCUGGCUGAGGGUAAGAAAAAGCAUCGCCUGGGAGAUCACGAUUCUUCAGAUGACUCGGACGGGGAACAUCGGGGAGAGGAGGAUGUUGACGGCCAGGAUUUCUUCGAUGACAUGAAGAUCAACGAAGAGGAUGAGCGAGCAUUGGAAAUGUUUCAAAACAAAGAUGGUGUGAAAACGCGUACAUUAGCUGACAUUAUCAUGGAUAAAAUCACCGAGAAGCAAACUGAGAUUCAAACACAGUUCUCGGAUGACGGAUUGCUCAAGCUGGAGGAAAUUGAUACACGGGUGCGGGAAAUGUAUGAAGGCGUUCGAGACGUCCUGAAGCGAUACCGCAGUGGCAGCGUACCGAAGGCGUUCAAGAUUAUUCCCAAGUUGAGAAAUUGGGAGCAAAUUCUCUUCAUCACUGAGCCACACAAUUGGAGUGCCGCUGCGAUGUUCCAAGCAACGAGAUUAUUUUCAUCUGGAUUAACUCAGUACAUGGCCCAAAGGUUCUAUAACCUUGUGCUGUUGCCACGGGUACGAGAUGAUUUAGCAGAGUACCACAAGCUGAAUUUCUAUCUGUAUCGAGCGCUUAAGAAGGCUCUCUUCAAACCGGCAGCCUUCAUGAAGGGUGUCAUUUUGCCACUGCUGGAAUCGGGAGAUUGUACACUGCGGGAGGCGAUUAUCCUCGGCAGCAUUAUCAAUACUACCACAAUUCCAGUGCUGCAUACAUCGGCCUGUUUGUUAAAAAUUUGCGAGAUGGAAUACUCCGGUGCGAAUUCAGUCUUCAUUAGGAUUAUUCUGGACAAACGAUAUGCUCUGCCGUAUCGAGUGGUGGAUGCCGCAGUGUUUCACUUCCUGCGAUUCGAAAAAGACAAACGCGAGCUUCCGACACUAUGGCACAACGCACUGCUUACUUUUGCUCAACGGUACAAGCAUGAUAUAUCCACAGAACAGCGCGAUCUGCUUUUGGAGUUAUUAAAAAAAAAAUCCCACCACAAAAUCACACCAGAAAUCCGUCGCGAGCUGAUGGCGGCCAAAUGUCGCGAUGUUGAAACGGGUGAGAGCUUGGCUCACGAGGCAGACAUGGAAUAUAAGGAGGACGACGAUUUCACUCCAAUGGACGCAGACGAAGGUGAAAAAAUGGACAGUGAUACGAAUGAUGAAGAUGAAGAGUUGUAAAAUAAUUGAAUGAACAUUAUUUUAUGCUGUACAAUUAGUUUCUUUAUUGCUACAAAUCGUAUUUAUGCAAAUACAUCAGAUUUAUUGAUACAAAA
Messenger RNA from Toxorhynchites rutilus septentrionalis, 1650 nucleotides. RefSeq names its product bystin (gene bys). The record is from RefSeq and is a predicted model, not a curated record. Gene Ontology annotation, molecular function: snoRNA binding. The coding region runs from base 149 to 1555 and encodes 468 amino acids. The transcript is spliced from 3 exons. Gene Ontology annotation, cellular component: nucleolus; cytoplasm; preribosome, small subunit precursor. Lineage: Eukaryota; Metazoa; Arthropoda; Insecta; Diptera; Culicidae. Gene Ontology annotation, biological process: rRNA processing.